AUGGAGGCGACCACCGCCCUCACGAUGUGUUCCGCGCCGCCGUCCCCACUGGCGUCCGGCGGCGUGGCCUACUCGCCAUCGGCCGCUUCCCGCGCCGCGGGCCCGAGCGUCUCGAGCGAGGCCACCGCGGCCAGGUACGGCGAGAUGAUGUCCGCGCUGGAGGCGGCCGUGACACGCUCGGAGUUCGAGCAGGCCCAGGCAAUUCACAGCCGCCUGGCCGCCUUCGUGCGCACGCUGGACUGGUCAGAGCGCACGGCUCUGGAGGGCCUGUGGCUCAUGCCCGGCUGGAACAACGGGCGAAUCAUGCGGCUUCAUUCGCGAUGGCAGGCUCUGAAGAUCCACCGCGGCUGCUGGUCUGAGUGGUGCAGCCACCUGCAGUCAGAAGGCGCCUGGCAGGGCGCCGUGACGCCUUUCUCCUUGCGGGAAUCAGCUCGGGACCUGGUGUACCUCGCCCCGCCUGGGCCACACCGGGCAGAGCUUUGGAGAUUCUGCGCAGGCAGCGCGCAGCAUCACGACUCGGCGCAGGUUGUCGUCUCUGACAGCGAGCCACAGAUUUCGCCGAAUGAGGCCGAAAAAGACCCGGACUCGCCCAUGGUGCUGGACAUCGAGCGCACCCCCAACCUGGAGGAGGAGCAAAGGGGGGUGUUGCAGCGGGUGCUGCGGGCGCACUUCAAGAGGAGGGGAGCCGCGCUGCCAGAGGGCAACAAGGGUGAGCACUACGUCCAGGGCAUGCACCUUCUGGCUGCCUGCCCUAUCUGGGCUGGGCUGGAGCCGGCACAGGCGCUGCAGGUGUUCGAGUACGUGCUCGACGGGCUCUGCGCCGGCUACUACAGAGACGUGGCCUUCAGGGCGUUCAAGCGAGACGUGCACGUCGUCGAGGCGCUCGUCGCCGAUCGGCUGCCGCGGCUCGCCAAGGCCCUGGACAUCGGCGGGGUGCCCGUGAUGCUUCUGGCGUUCGACCCGCUGCUCUGCCUCUUCGCGCUCUACCUGCCGAGGGCCGUGGUGCUGCGCGUGUGGGACGUCCUGCUGCUCGAGGGCGCGGUGGCCAUCUUUGCGGUGCUCUUGGUGCUGCUCGAGCUCCUGCUGCCCGAGGCCGUGCAUCCCCGAGGGGCCGGCGAGCCCGAGCCGUGCUGGACCUCGUUCCCGUUCGUGGAGCGCUUCCACGAGAGGUCGGCGGCCCUCACGCCCCACCAGGCCGAGGCGGUCAUCAAGAUGGUCCGCUCCAUGCUGGAGGGCCAGGACCGCGACCAGGUGCAGGGUGCGGGCACCGGGCUUCGGCAGAGGGUCCUCGACCUGCGGCGGGAGGCCGUCGCGGCCGAGGCCGGGCAGCUCUCGCCCGCCCGCCAGCGGGCGGACAGUGCGUGGUGGGACCAGGCGAUGGAGCAGGCCAUGCAGCAGGCGGCGGAGGCCAUGGAUCAGGUGCGCCUGUGGUGGCGGUCGGCGAGCGACGCCGACAGCGUGCUGAGCCCCGCGCAGUCGCCUUUCGGGUCGGGGCGCCGCGCAGGCUGGCCCGUGGACCUCGGCGGGCGGCCGCCGCAGCCGCCGGCGCAGCCGCGGGCGCCUCCCAGCCCGGCGGGCGCCUCGCCGGCGGCCGCGGAGGGCCCCUGCCCGCAGAUGUGA
Messenger RNA from Prorocentrum cordatum, 1620 nucleotides. The record is from the annotation of a GenBank genome assembly. Lineage: Eukaryota; Dinophyceae; Prorocentrales; Prorocentraceae.